CUCCCUCGCCAGCUUCUGGCCUUUGUAAAGCCUCCCAGGCUUGGCUUCCCUGCUUGGGGGAAACUGCUCCAUUCCCCUCCAACUAACGAUCGUCUGGCCGCCUCGACUAGUCGACAGGCGUAUCACGUUGUUUAAGCUUCCUCUUAAAAAAAAUUCCACGCCAUGAUAAUACUUUAUUAACUUGCUCGGCACAUUUUGUUGAGCGCCUACUAUGUGCCAGGCCCUGCUAGGAUAACAGUGGUAGGGGAGGUUCUUUGCUUACUCUGUAUACAGUCUAAUGGGAAGAGAGGAGACAACAGACAUUUUUGAAGAAUCGAAUAAGCAAAAGGAGAAUUAUAGCUGCGAAGGGAUAAAUUAGAGGUCAUUGAUAACUGACCAUCUACAAUAAGAUCUUGCCUUCGGUAGGUCAGGAAAGGCUUUUCCGACGGAAGCUUGUUCUGAGGUCUGAUGCUUUUGUGUAAAGAAGGAAGUGAACCCCGCAAAGCAAAAGGAAGAAGAUUGGGCUGUGCAAAGGCUGAAGAAUAUCUGGGAGUCAGAGCUGAGAGGACCUGAAUAGAGUGUGGUGUGAGAUGAAGCUGGAGCCAGAGGAAAUAGGACCUUAGCCAUAACUGAGGGAGUUUGGUCCUUAUCCAGAAAUCAACAGUUUUAAGCAGAAGUGAGUCAGGAUCAGAUUUGCAUUUUUAAAAGGCUCCUCUGCAGGGGGUGCUGGAGUGGAUUAGGGUAGACCCGUUUAGGCUAUUGCAAUACUCCAGACCAGAACUGUUGGAACUUGAAGAGUGGUGGGGAGAGAAGGAGAGCAAGAGAAAGGGGCCAAAGGGGCAUUAUUGAAGACAUACUUAAGAGGUCUUUGCUCAAAUAUCACUUUUUCAGUCGCCUUCCCUGACAGCCCUCUCUAAAAGAGCACUGAGUUGGCUCAACCCCUUAUCCUGUUUGGAUUUUCUCCAUAGUCACUUCCCAACUAGGAUGCAUGGGUUGGAAUCGGAGCCUGAACCCCGACCUGACAACAACCAGCAUCAUGUGGUUACUAAUUUUAACUGCUCUUCAUUCACCUAUUGAUGCCUCCCAGAAAAAAACGCCGCCAGCCUUCCCAGAAAGCCCAGCUGCUAUUCCAAGAACCACCACUGGAGGGCCCCAAACACCAUUAUGGCUCUCCCCAGUUUACCAUCACCCACACUAGACAGGUGCCCAGCAAGCCCAUUGACCAUAACACCGUCACUUCCUGGGUAUCACCUCAGUUUGAUAUGACAGCAGAAAGCUGGUUCCCGGUGAACCAGAAAUGUCAUCAUCGAAACCAGGCAAGACAUGCAAGUCGAAAAUCUACCGCCUCCAAGUUCCCACAUCUAACAUUUGACAGUCCACUGUUUUCCUCUUGUUCAGCCACACUUGGGAUCCCCUUAAGCAGGGAAUGCCCCGGUCAAUCAGAAAAGCAAAUUUCUGGAAGGCCCUUAGUUCCAAUGCUCAGUCCUCAAAGCUGUGGGGAAGUGUCAGCACAUGCGCUUCAAAACUUACCUUAUGUAUUCAUUCCCCCUGAUAUCCAGACCCCAGAGUCCUCGUUUGUGAAGGAGGGGCCUGUUCCCCCAGGUCAGAGGGAAAGUAGCCUUCCGAGCUGCUCCUUCCAUGCUAGUACUCCCAAGAGCCCAGAGCCUGGGCCUGUUCUAGUUAAAGACACUCCUGAGGAGAAGUAUGGGAUCAAGGUCACAUGGAGGAAACGACACCACUUGUUUACUUACCUCAGGGAGAGAGGGAAGCUGAACAAAAACCAGUUCCUUGUGAAAAACUCACUGGAUUUCUCCGGCACCAGCAGUCUCAAGAAAUUUUCAUAAAGUUGCUAAAGUACUUUUCUGGUUCACAGGAGAGUACAACAGGAGGAUAAAAUGGAAAUAGUACCAAUAACCUCAAUAGAAAAAAAGAUGUUUUAACCAGAACCUUGGAGUCGUAAGGGAAUUCAGUUCCCAGAUUUGCUUUUUAAGAUGUCUUUUCCUAAAAAGUUUUUAGUGUCAUAAACAGUUCAUAUUUUUCUUAACAUUAACUGUCUAAAAUUUUAAAGUAUCUUGUAGUAACUAUUUAAAAUGUAUGUAAAUAAAUGAUUGCAGAAAGGUU
This is a messenger RNA of Mirounga angustirostris (Northern elephant seal), 2100 nucleotides long. RefSeq names its product RAD9-HUS1-RAD1 interacting nuclear orphan 1 (gene RHNO1). NCBI's taxonomy places the organism in Eukaryota, Metazoa, Chordata, Mammalia, Carnivora, Phocidae. The transcript has 4 exons. Bases 1056 to 1823 code for a protein of 255 amino acids. Gene Ontology annotation, cellular component: nucleus; chromosome. Gene Ontology annotation, biological process: DNA damage checkpoint signaling; recombinational repair; cellular response to ionizing radiation. The record is from RefSeq and is a predicted model, not a curated record.